AUGCCCUUCAAGUUCGUCUCCGAAGAAGGUCGGGCCUUAAUCAAGAAGAUACUCCAGGACACUGUGGCGAUUGAGCCCCAUGACCACCAACUUGAAGCCCUCUCGUACGCGCUCGACCGCGUGAGUGUCCUGUCAGUCACGUACACCGGCAGCGGAAAAUCGGGGUAUAUCUAUAUGCUUGCGAUAAUCCUCGGUGCGCUACGUGCCAAUCCCGCGCUCUGUCCUCAGGCCGAUGUGCCGCGAGACCCGGUUAUUGUGGUCAUAUGUCCCACCAUCGCGUUAGAGGAGGAUCUGGAGAAGAAGCUGAAGAAGUACAACAUCGAUUGCUUCCUUCUCAACAAGAGUCGGAAGGAGGAGUUGCAGACAAAGGGCCGUGAUAUAUUCACGGAGGCGGCCGAUGUGUGCCACCGAGUCCUGCUGAUGACCCCGGAGAUGCUGGUGUCAACGGGUGUCCGUCGCGGACUGCUGGACAGGCAGGACUUCAAGCGCCGCCAAGCUGCGCUCAUGGUGGAUGAAGCACACCUGCUAGAUGCGUGGGGUCAGAAGUUCCGCACUGAAUACAAGCAGAUCGGACACGUACGGCAGCUAUUUGCCGAGCGGGUCCCGCUUCUGGCCUUCACAGCAACGCUGCGCAAGGGCGAGCCAGGCGCAUCGCCUCAGACCGACGUCUGUCGCUUCCUCGGGCUUCAUGCGGGCGAGUUCCACGCGAUAAAACGCUCGAACGCGCGUUACGAAACGAAGGUCAUCGUCCGACCCUUCCGCCACAACGAACAGAGCACGUCCUUCCCCGAUCUCGACUGGAUUGUUGAUACUCCUGGCAAGGUCCUCGUCUUCUGUAAAAGCAUCAAGAUGGGAAGCAAAAUUGCGGACUACUUACUGUCGAGAUGGCCCAACCCUUCCCAUACGAACCGCCCCCACACGUACAACCGUCUGCAUAGCGAUGGGUUCAACACAGAAACCAUCCGCCUCGUCAUCUCCUCGUCGAAAAUCGUCGUGAUAACCACAGACGCGCUCUCAGUCGGGAUAGAUGUGUCAGAUAUCGACACGGUUGUCGUCCUCGAUCCCGUCGACAUAGACGACGCUUGGCAGAAGGGUGGGCGGGCUGGCAGGAAUCUUCGCCUCGUCCCACACCCGCGGUUGAUUCUUUACGUGCCAGCCAAGGUCUUCUCUGCACCCGAGGCGGUCAUAGCGGCGGUGCACGCACAGAAAUCUCAAGAUCGGAAGGAUGGGAGGCCGCCUGAUACAUCAAUCCCCCGCCUCGUUCUAGCUGCGUGCAAGGUGAAGGAAAUCGACGCACAGUACGAAAAUGAUCCCGAGGAGGCGCCGUGUGGCUGUCGCAGCUGCCAAACCCAUCCGCGCGCUCGAUUCCCCUCACCGUGCACCUGCAGCGGUUGUGUCACCGAGCCCACACAACAGUUGGACUCGCCAGCCCCGAAGACGACGAAUCCGGGGGCAGACGUGCCGCCUACCAAGAAGCUCACGCCGGCCAUGCGUGUGUACGUCGCUCGUCGUCUUACCGAGUGGCGGAAGGAGAUUUUGGGGUGCAUACCUGCUGAGGAGGACGCAUCAGAGGCGACGAUACUAUCCGACUAUCGGAUCGAACAGAUUACCCCGCUUCUGGCGACCUCAUUGGACUGCGAUGCCGUGUCGUCUCUAUGGGAUGCGUACCGAGCAGGAAAAGUUGAUGAACAGGCACUGCGUGACGCACCGGCCCUUGCUCCCAUCAUCAAAGGUGCGAGAUGGCUCCGGCAGUUCUGCACUUCCCUCUUGGGCAGGCUGCGUGCCAUUCAUCUGGAGUUGGAGGAUAUGCGGGCCCGGGAUAAAGUGCAGAAGGCAGCGAGGGAGCGUGAGCGCAGGCAGGAGAAGAGGCGGAAGGAUGUCUUCGAAGCAAGUCAAGCCGCACUUGCCACGGAUCUGUCGUUAAGGCCAUUUACGUUGACAGCGGAGGAGGUUGAGGCUUUCGAACGAUCACUGACUCCGGUCUAUGCGCCGGAGUUCUUCGAAGGGGACUUGAGCCUCUGGUACUGA
Molecule: messenger RNA, 2028 nt
Organism: Schizophyllum commune H4-8
Lineage: Eukaryota; Fungi; Basidiomycota; Agaricomycetes; Agaricales; Schizophyllaceae
Product: P-loop containing nucleoside triphosphate hydrolase protein
Exons: 2
Coding region: 1-2028 (675 amino acids)
Biological process (GO): double-strand break repair via homologous recombination
Cellular component (GO): cytoplasm; chromosome
Molecular function (GO): four-way junction helicase activity; nucleic acid binding; 3'-5' DNA helicase activity
Source: RefSeq, a predicted model, not a curated record